UCUUAAAUUUUCUGGGUCCAUGGCAAGUUUGCACCUUGGAGCUGCUUCGUUGAUCAAUGAGGUCGUUUUUGGCUCUUCCUUGAUCGGUUUCAGAAGUAAACGUUUUAGAAGAGUUUCAGAGAGAUGGAGGAUUUGUGUUCAACAAAUGUCAGAGAAGGAACAGAGAACUAAACACGAACUGGCUCGUUCUGCUAAAAGAAGUGAGUCCUUGAGACGUAUUUUAAAGCAAUAUGGAGUAUCAGUAGAAACCCCUGAAGAAAAUAAGACUAGUAGUAGACUUGAUGAUCUAGAUUGUGAAGAGAAGCAGGACACUGUUCUUUCUUCUGUUAUAGAUGACUCUAAGAUGAACACAACUGAGGAGUUACCUGAUUUACGUCGGCAAGAGAACUACAGUGAGACUGUUAGCAUCUCAGAGAACCUUUCAGGACAAAACCAACAUAAUUUGCCACAUUUAAACACAGGUGUUUUGUUCACUUCUCUGCUUCCUGUUCUUGGUUUCUGCAUCGUAUGCAUAAUUGGGACGCUACACACAAUUAUCUCAAGAAAAUCAUUACAAGAUCAUCACCAUGGCUCCAAAAGAACAAGGUGGAGAACCGCAUUGAUUGAUUGGAACGAGCCGUUUGCUUCUGAUGAACAUGAUUCAUCGCCAGAUUACAAAGUCGCUUCAACGAAUCAGGAAGCUACCGAUGAAAAGAAUGAAGCAUAUAACCGAGUAGAGCUCGAGUACAAGAGAUUUCUGUUGGAAUGUGGAGUGAGUGAAUCUUAGAUUCUCGUCUCCUGGAGGUUCCUACAACUAAGUUCUUGAGAAAACAUCGCUACUUCUGAGGCUUUAAGGACUUUUCGCUUGGUGGUUUGCACAUACUGUGACACCAAUGCAUGCAUUUACAAGAUAAGACUUUAUAACUUGUGAAUAUAAAGGGUCUAAUGCG
Messenger RNA from Arabidopsis arenosa, 929 nucleotides. Lineage: Eukaryota; Viridiplantae; Streptophyta; Magnoliopsida; Brassicales; Brassicaceae. The record is from the annotation of a GenBank genome assembly.